Heterotrigona itama is the source of this 3235-nucleotide messenger RNA. NCBI's taxonomy places the organism in Eukaryota, Metazoa, Arthropoda, Insecta, Hymenoptera, Apidae. The record is from the annotation of a GenBank genome assembly.
CAAGUCAGGACAGGUAAAUAAAACCACGUGAUUAAAAUCUAGGGGAAAUAUCAUGGAAUUUGCAAUCCCCGCAUAUUAAAUUGUGAAUAUGACAUUGAAAAACUUGUUAGACUAGAUCGAGUAAAUAUGUUUCUUAUACCUUAACCAAACGUACUAAGUUUAAUAGCUCUAUUUAAAUAUUUUCUACAGUAAUACAAGUACCUCUGAAGAUCAUAAUUCACUAGCAAACUACUAGUAGUUAAAACAUCACGUGACCAAUUAUGUUUACUUCACCUGAUACGGAAUCAUUGACGCAAAUGCUAGAUGUUUGAACAUGUACGCACGUUUAAAUUGUUUAGUUAGGUUAUGUAGUAUGUAAAAAAUGUUUGAUUAAAACAUUUUUACUUUAGCAUCAUUUAGAAAGUGACUUCCAAUACGUUUGAGCAAUACUUCAAUGAUGGGUUCCGAUCACAUGCAUAGACGAUGGAGUAAUUUACGAAAAGUAUUAGAAAGAUCUGGUCCCUUUUGUAGACCGGAUUUCGAACCAUCGACAGAAACAUUGCAAUUCUUGUUAGACAAUUGUAAGAUUCUUGUCAUUGGGGCCGGUGGUCUAGGAUGCGAAUUACUUAAAGAUUUGGGAUUGAUGGGAUUUAGACAGAUUCAUGUAAUUGAUAUGGACACAAUUGAAUUAUCUAACCUUAAUCGGCAAUUUCUCUUCCGUCAUAAAGAUAUCAGUUCGUCAAAAGCAGAAAUAGCUGCAAAGUUUAUUAAUAAUAGAAUACCAGGCUGCAAUGUUAUAUCACAUUGUUGCAAAAUACAGGAUAAAGCUGAAGAAUUUUACAGACAAUUUCAUAUUGUCAUUUGUGGUCUAGACUCAAUAAUUGCAAGAAGAUGGAUCAAUGGUAUGCUCUUGUCUUUAUUAGUUUAUGAAGAUGGAGAACUUGAUCGGUCCAGUGUAAUACCAAUGAUUGAUGGAGGAACAGAAGGUUUUAAAGGAAAUGUAAGAGUGAUAUUACCUGGUCUAACUGCUUGUAUUGAAUGUACUUUAGAUUUAUAUCCUCCUCAGGUAACAUAUCCAUUAUGUACAAUAGCAAAUACUCCACGUUUACCAGAACAUUGUAUAGAAUAUGUGAAAGUAAUUCAAUGGCCAAAAGAAAAUCCAUUUGAGUGUGCAAUAGAUGGAGAUGAUCCCCAACAUAUAAAUUGGAUUUAUGAAAAGUCUAUUGAGAGGGCAGCUCAAUUUGGAAUACAAGGCUUAACAUAUAGAUUAGUACAAGGUGUAGUUAAAAAUAUUAUACCUGCUGUGGCAUCUACAAAUGCUGUUAUUGCUGCAACAUGUGCUACUGAAGCAUUUAAACUCGCUAGCAGUUGCAGUGCUUCACUGAAUAAUUACAUGGUACUCAAUGACAUAGAUGGAAUUUAUACUUACACUUAUGAAGCAGAAAAGAAAGAAGAUUGUGUGGCAUGUAGUCAAGUUCCAAAAGAAAUUGAAAUUAAUAGCCCUAAAUUCAAACUGAAUGAUUUGAUAGAACUUUUGUGUGAAAAAUCUGAUUUGCAAAUGAAAAAUCCAGGUCUCACAGCGUACAUUAAUGGGAAAAAUAAAACGUUAUAUAUGCACACUGUAGCAAGUAUUGAAGAGAGAACUCGUGAAAAUCUAACAAAAACGCUGGUCGAACUUGGACUUAGAAAUGGUAGUGAGAUAAAUGUCGCUGAUAUUACUAGCCCUAGUGCGAUUGUGUUAAAAUUAAAAUUUGUAUAUUGUAAUUCAGAUAUGUAAUAAUCAAAAAAUCCUUCAUUUCGUUUAUAAAUUUAUGACUACAAAUCAUUAUAUAUAUUUACAGUACUUAUAUUGCUUUUCUUGUCAAUUUAAAAAAUAAUGUUGACAUAAAAUUCGUCGACAUUAUUCUUAUCGAAAUAAUAAAAACGAAAACAUCUUCGAUGUAAUGUCAUUUUUUACCGAAUUUAUAAAUAGAUAUCACACGAUAACAUUACUUUGAACAUUAUUUUUAAUAUAUUGAUUCGUUCUAAUUUGAUGUAAUUAACUGGUAUUGCUAUUUAUUUAUUUUUUUUUUUUAUAUGGUACUAGUCCUCUUGAUUAUCCUUAUAUAUAACAGAAGCAAGUAUUAAAACUAUAUUAGUUUCUAUGACAUACCUGUUAUAUUAACAAUAAAGACACAGUUGCAAAUAUGAUUCCUGAUGUGAUUCUGAUGUUUCGUUUCUCACUUUCAUCAGAGAUUAUAUAUCAUAGAAAAAUUAGUGAGUUAUAUUAUUCAUAAAAUUCUAUGUUUUUCGAUCAUUACUUUUUAAUCAAUAAGUUUCGUGUACGUUCUAAAUUUCGUUUAGAAAUAGACAGUAUCUUACAGAUCAAUAUAUUAGUACGACUAUUUUGAAAGAGAAAAAAACGAGCAGUUUAAUAAUUCGCGAAAUAUGCACGUGUCAAAAUCGAUACUUGUUAGCUUGUCAUUAAUAUCUUUUUAAUAACAAUUUCUUUCAUAUUAUAUUAAAUUUUAUGUUAAGUAUGAAUUUUGUGCACAGUCCUUUUUUGCGUUAUAUGAACACGUUAUUGAUGACUUAUUUGUAACAAUGGAUUUUUUCAUACCUUUUUCCACCUAUUAAUGUUUAGUAUUUCGUUAAAAUCUUCAUUAAGAAACAUAUCAUAUAGAUCUUUCCAUAUUUAGUUUUUACUUUACUUUAUUUUUAAAUAUAUGGAAAGAUACUUCAAUUAGAGCAAAUGAAGGACAGUGCACGAUGAUCCAAAACGUCUUUUGUUUUACAAGCACACUCGGUAACAUUCGACAUAUGCACAACUUGAGUAGAAAAAAUAUCUAGAACAAAUACAUUAUCUAUCUUCCUUAUAUAAAACUAUUAUUACAUUGUAUCAAUAAUUUAUAAUUUUUGCCUCUUUACCUCGAUAAGACGAAUACUCCCCAAGAAUCUUUUAUUCUUAAUUUUUUUUCUUUUUUAUUUAAACGUGAAUAACAUAAAAUGCUCCUAAAUGAUAGUCUGAAUAUUUAGUGUUGAGUCAAACUGAAUAAGAAUAAAAUAUUUUUUAACGGUUGGGGAAUUCUUACAACGAAACAGUUCGAGGUUCAUUGGCAUUUCAUUGUUUAUACGGAAUUUCAAUGUAGACAUUCUCAUUCCAAUUGUACAAUUCAAAAUCAGAUAUUUCUUUUUUUAUAGUACGAAUUAUUCAUUUACUAGAGACGAGAACUGCGUAAAACCAGCUAGUGCAAAACCAGCAUUAGCGUCAAAAUAA